AUGCCGCCCCCCGAGACCGCACCCCCUCCCCCCCUUUCUUCCUCCACACCCCUGCCCCACCCACGAGGAGGAGGAGGCGGCUCUGCUGGCGAUAUAGCUGCUGGCGGGGUCCCUGCUGGCGGGGUCUCUGCUGGCGGGGUCUCUGCUGGCGGGGUCUCUGCUGGCGGGGUCUCUGCUGGCGGGGGUCUCUGCUGGCGGGGGUCUCUGCUGGCGGGGUCUCUGCUGGCGGGGUCUCUGCUGGCGGGGUCUCUGCUGGCGGGGUCUCUGCUGGCGGGGUCUCUGCUGGCGGGGACUCUGCUGGCGGGGACUCUGCUGGCGGUGUAG
Molecule: messenger RNA, 324 nt
Organism: Closterium sp. Naga37s-1
Lineage: Eukaryota; Viridiplantae; Streptophyta; Zygnematophyceae; Desmidiales; Closteriaceae
Source: the annotation of a GenBank genome assembly